Molecule: messenger RNA, 2953 nt
Organism: Ixodes scapularis (black-legged tick)
Lineage: Eukaryota; Metazoa; Arthropoda; Arachnida; Ixodida; Ixodidae
Exons: 8
Coding region: 180-1805 (541 amino acids)
Source: RefSeq, a predicted model, not a curated record
AGGUGCCACCCCAGAAAGAGGGCAAGUACAUUGUUUUUGAGGGGCAGCUCCUGGAGCUCUUCCGGGUGUGCCACACGUGUCUUGCUCCUUGCCGCAACACCACUGUAGUGAAAGGCAGUCUGCUGACAGUGACAAGCACCUGUGAGAACAAGCACACGAGAAAGUGGAGGAGUCAACCGAUGCUGGGGGGCAAAGGAGCAGGAAAUGUUCUUUUUUGUGCCGGCAUUCUCUUUUCAGGUGCCCAGGUCGCGACUACCUUCAGGGUGCUCGAGUCACUUAACAUUGCGAUGAUCACGGAGCGCAUGUACUACUACUACCAGAGUGGUUACCUGCUGCCUGUGGUGAAGCAGGUGUACGAACGACGCAACAGCGAGCUCUUGGAAGAACUACGAGGCAAGAACCUUGAUCUGGCUGGCGAUGGCCGCUGCGACUCUCCGGGGUUCAGCGCCAAGUACUGCACAUACACCUUCCAUGAGGCGAGCACCAAGAAGCUGAUCCACAUUGAGCAAGUGCAAGUUCGUGAGACAGCUGAAGUGCCCUCGAGCAACGCCAUGGAGAAGGUGGCCUUCCUCCGCGGCCUUGCCAAGCUCAAGGAUCAAGGCUUCACCAUUGCCUCUUUCAUGUCAGACCGCCACCCAGGUGUGCAGUGCCACAUGAGAACCAUGGAGAGUGGCACAAAGCACUACUUCGACACGUGGCACAUCUCCAAAGGCGUGAAGAAGAAGCUCCUCGCAGCAAGCCGGAGUGGCCCUUGCAAGGAUCUGGAGGUGUGGGUGCAGCCGGUAAACAACCACCUGUACCACUGUGCUGCACUGGGGGAAGGAAAUGGCCCACUCAUGGUAAGCAUGUGGAUGAGCCUCCUCAACCACGUGGUCAACAAGCAUGACGGCCACGACGGACCCUACCACGAGUGCCUGCACCAGCCGCUCUCCGAUCGCGCUUGGCUAGCUGUCGGUGAGUUAACUAUUUUGUUCAUUGUUCACCAUAGCCGUGCUGCGAUUCUGAUGUGGUGGGGUGAGGGGAGGGAGAAUGGACAUGCCUUGAUGAUGUCACAUAGCUGUAUAUGUACACUGCAGAACACAGUAAGCACAAACAUGGCAUCCGCGCUUUUCCAUGUUUUCCUCAAACAGGGUAUUGAAAAGCGGUCAGUUUUGCUGCCUAACUUAGAGCCCCUAAUGAGCAGCUUUCGCUGCACUAUUAGUUCCUAUGAGAACCUUUCAGGUCUGAGAAAAGCCGGCAACAACUUGUUCGGGUUAACACUGUCACGCUCUCUACAUUUUUCAGGUACACCAGCUUACGAAAAGCUCAGGAGUAUCGUUGCAAGCCCGCGGCUUCUCAAGGAUAUCCAGCACCUGUCCCCCGGAACUCAGACGUACUACGUGGAAGCCUUCAACAGCCUGCUGCUAGGGUUCGCCUCCAAAUCUCGGGUUUUUUCACCAGAAGGGAUGGAAGCAAGGACCUUGGUGGCUGUGCUUCAUUUCAACGAAAAUGUCGGGCGUGAGCAAGCCACAACCAGGGAAGGGGAGCUUUGCUUCAAGAUCGCAACACCCAGAUCACGGAAGGGCCACUCAACGGCACGCCCGAAGCCAGCCGACGCAACUUUUCAGUACCGUGACGAGCUCCUGGACGAGUUAAUGGUCUGCCUGGGGAAAUGGCCCACCUUGAAGGAGGCCGUCGCUGCGAAUCCGCCGGACCAUCCGCCGCCCAUGUGUGCCAGCUAUCCAAGGCCCCCCAAGAGCGAGCUGAUUGUGGCAAGACGAACCCGGUUUGCCUCUCAUGCCGGAUCAUCUCAGAAGCUCAUCUGAACCACCUACGGCACUCUCUUCACUGCAACCAGUUACUUGUUUAUGGCAUAAGGUAUGCUACGGAUGGAGCAGAUUUUCUUUUUCCUGCAAGGUGCAUGAGUGUAUUGUCUGUCUGUGUAACAUGUUUUCACUGAAGUAGAGGAAGCGACCCAACUUUGCAAGGCAAGGUUUGUAGCAUGCCUUUUUUUGGUGUCACUGUCAGUCGUAUUUAUUCAAAUAAAUUGUUACUUUGUUGCUUUCUUUACAGCAGAGGUAAGUUCUUGUUUGCUGCCUGUGUGUGUCUUUUUUUAUGUCGCAGGCAGACCCCAGGUUCACAAGAGGGCUCUCCUCCCCGCUGCCAGCCGUUAGUCACUGGCCAUGAGGUAGGGAAGAUAACGAAGCAUAUUUUUUAUCCCUGCAAGCUGCAGGUGCACGCUCGGAACCUGAACGUUCCCUUGGAGCUCAAGGGCGGCCAGUCUCUUCAGCAUGCAUUGUUGCCUCGCUUUCUGUCUAGUCACAUUUAUUCGAAUAAUUUGUUGCAUUGUUGCUUUCUUUACAGCAGAGGUAAGUUCUUGUUUGCUGCCUGUGUGUGCCUUUUUUUAUGUCGCAGGCAGACCCCAGGUUCACAAGUGGGCUCUCCUCCCCGCUGCCAGCCGUUAGUCACUGGCCAUGAGGUAGGGAAGAUAACGAAGCAUAUUUUUUAUCCCUGCAAGCUGCAGGUGCACGCUCGGAACCUGAACGUUCCCUUGGAGCUCAAGGGCGGCCAGUCUCUUCAGCAUGCAUUGUUGCCUCGCUUUCUGUCUAGUCACAUUUAUUCGAAUAAUUUGUUGCAUUGUUGCUUUCUUUACAGCAGAGGUAAGUUCUUGUUUGCUGCCUGUGUGUGCCUUUUUUUUAUGUCGCAGGCAGACCCCAAGUUCACAAGAGGGCUCUCCUCCCCGCUGCCAGCCGUUAGUCACUGGCCAUGAGGUAGGGAAGAUAACGAAGCAUAUUUUUUAUCCCUGCAAGCUGCAGGUGCACGCUCGGAACCUGAACGUUCCCUUGGAGCUCAAGGGCGGCCAGUCUCUUCAGCAUGCAUUGUUGCCUCGCUUUCUGUCUAGUCACAUUUAUUCGAAUAAUUUGUUGCAUUGUUGCUUUCUUUACAGCAGAGGUAAGUUCUUGUUUGCUGCCUG